Molecule: messenger RNA, 159 nt
Organism: Peronospora matthiolae
Lineage: Eukaryota; Oomycota; Peronosporomycetes; Peronosporales; Peronosporaceae
Source: the annotation of a GenBank genome assembly
AUGAACCCGACUGCGUUCGACGCGAACGACAUACUACGCGAAGGCAAUUACUUCGUGUGGGAGUUCAACGCGAGAAUGAGGCUGGCAAAGAAGGGGCUACUGGAACACCUGGAUGCUAUGAAGGCCCCAGAAGAAGGAGACAUUGCUGCGUCAACUUGA